Lolium rigidum is the source of this 546-nucleotide messenger RNA. RefSeq lists its product as uncharacterized. Lineage: Eukaryota; Viridiplantae; Streptophyta; Magnoliopsida; Poales; Poaceae. Bases 116 to 430 code for a protein of 104 amino acids. The transcript has 3 exons. The record is from RefSeq and is a predicted model, not a curated record.
UGCGGGUGGGGGUUGCCGAGGUGCCUGCUCUCCAGGGGUGCGUCGGCUUGGGUGGCGCCGCGGUGGCCGCCCGCGUUCUCCGUCGAGGCCGUUUCUUCUCCCUGCUUUUUUUGAGAUGGCUGCGUCGGGCUACUCUCUUCUGAAGGAGGUGGAUGAGGGUUCUCAGAAGUGGAAGAUUCGUACUAGGAUCGCGCGUUUGUGGGAGCACUGUGAUGAGAACAAGAAUGGUGAACUUGUUCGACUUCACAUGGUUCUGGUUGAUGAGAAGGGCGACGGCAUUCAUGCUUAUGUGCCCAAGCCACAGAUCCCAAAGUUUCAGCCACUGCUGAAAGAGGGGCAUGUGUACUACUUUCAGCACUUUGAAACCAGCCUGGUCACAAGGCCAAACCCCACGCGCAAAACGUCGGAUCAACCACGCCACCUAAUCUAACUGAAACAACGGAUGACGGCGCGGCAAGACGCGCGCGGACCAUCUAGUAUUGUUGUAUUAUUCCACCUAUCAGCUCUCUCCUCAGGCCAGCGGCAGCAGCACCACACGUUCCAAAC